This is a messenger RNA of Rhizoctonia solani, 1770 nucleotides long. Its product is annotated as Sodium/calcium exchanger protein. Gene Ontology annotation, biological process: calcium ion transmembrane transport; intracellular calcium ion homeostasis. Gene Ontology annotation, cellular component: fungal-type vacuole membrane. Gene Ontology annotation, molecular function: calcium:proton antiporter activity. The record is from RefSeq and is a predicted model, not a curated record. Bases 1 to 1770 code for a protein of 589 amino acids. The transcript has 9 exons. Lineage: Eukaryota; Fungi; Basidiomycota; Agaricomycetes; Cantharellales; Ceratobasidiaceae.
AUGACCUCUCCCCCUGCCUCUACUAUCCUCGACGAAAAGGACAGAGCCUCGGUUCCCGAGCAAAUUCGUCCGGAUUCAUCUUUGGAGCGAGACAAGGCUGCACUCUUGGCACCUCCCAGUCUAAGUCCCAAAACAACAAGAACUAGCGGCGAUGGACUUCGUAUUCAUGGAAAUGCCUCUACUCCGGCCAAUAUUGGUGGGAACACAGAUAUCGAACGAGCCGACUCGGUUCACAGCCUUGGUGCUGGAGGGAUAGGCCCAGACAGAGUUCGCCGCCGACGAAACCGACGUGCUCCGGAUUCAUCAUGGAACCCACGUGCUCCCCCCGCUCCUCGUCGAGCCAACAGUCUUCCCGUUGACCCCGUAACGAUAGUCCCAGCGACACCCAAGAUUGACUUUGGCCAUGCCUUGAGCAAGAUGCUUGUACCCCAACAGAAGCUAGCCCCAGCCCCGACAUGGACACUCAGUGCUGUAAACAUCAUGAAGUAUAGCUAUCUCAAUAUUCUUCUUGUAUUCGUACCAGUCAGUUGGGCAUGUCAUUUCACCGGACAACAACCUACCAUAAUUUUCAUCUUCAGCUUCCUAGCUAUUAUUCCACUGGCAGCCUUGCUCGGGUUCGCAACAGAAGAACUUGCUCUUCGCGUCGGUCAAACACUCGGAGGUCUACUCAACGCCACGUUUGGAAAUGCUGUCGAGCUUAUCAUUGCCAUUCUCGCGCUCGUUCGAGGGGAGCUUCGCGUCGUACAAGCUAGCAUGCUCGGAAGUAUUCUUUCUAAUUGUUUACUCGUCCUUGGCAUGUGCUUCUUCGCUGGUGGUAUACGCUUCCACGAACAGGGAUAUGGCGUUCGGGCGGCCCAGCUCAAUAUAUCUCUGCUGUGUAUCAGCGUGUUCAGUAUUGUCAUUCCUGCCGCAUUUCAUGCAAGUUUAAAUAGUGCAACCACGGCCAACGGGCAGACUCCUGGAGAAGCCGCGGGAGAGAGCGCCGCGAUUGAAGAGGCACAUGUCUUGGCCAUCUCUCGCGGUACGAGUAUCAUCCUACUAUUCGUCUACGCGUGCUAUCUCUUCUUCCAGCUCUGGACGCACGCGUACAUCUAUACUCCCGAGGCAUCAGCCCACCACGCCGCCCAAACUUUCCAACCCGGAUUCGACGGGCCGGGAGCUCCUACAUCACAAAGAGUAUUCCACAUGCCCUCGCUACCUUCCCUUCCAUCCAUUUUCCACGGCAGCGGCACGUCCUCGACCAGUUCUAUUUCCUCAGUCUCCACCGAGGAAGACGAAACGGUGCCCAAACUCAAGAUUCAAGCGACCAUUAUCCUAUUGGCUACCGUCACCGUCUUGACCGGUGUAACGGCCGAGUGGUUGGUCGAUAGUAUCGAUGGGUUGACCAAGAACGGAAAUAUCAGUCGAGAGUUUGUGGCGCUGAUCUUGUUGCCAUUGGUUGGUAAUGCUGCUGAGCACGUCACGGCUGUCACCGUCUCGGUCAAGAAUAAGCUUGAUUUGGCUAUUACAGUCGCAGUCGGCUCGUCUAUUCAAAUUGCGUUGUUCGUUUUGCCAUUCUUGAUCUUGCUCGGGUGGAUGAUUGGCCAACCCUUGACGCUUUUCUUUGAUAUUUUCGAAACCGUUGUUGUAUUUGUUUCAGUCUUGAUUAUCAACUACGCGAUUAGCGAUGGCAAGACCAACUGGCUCGAGGGUCUAGUACUGAUGGUUGUAUAUGUGAUCAUUGGACUGUCGGUGUGGUACUACCCUGGUGCUGUAUCGAAUGAGCGAUAA